Molecule: messenger RNA, 660 nt
Organism: Portunus trituberculatus (swimming crab)
Lineage: Eukaryota; Metazoa; Arthropoda; Malacostraca; Decapoda; Portunidae
Exons: 5
Coding region: 169-591 (140 amino acids)
Source: RefSeq, a predicted model, not a curated record
CGUGGACUUAGUGUUGGUUUAGGUGUGGAUGUGGAGAGACGUGACGGUACAGCCAUGCCGCGCCCGUGGUAGUACCAUUUUGCAGAUAUGUCACAGGUGAUCUCAAGCCCCCGAAACCCCAAGACCCAGACCCACUCCACCCAAUAGUAGCAGCAGGAGCAUGAGGUGAUGACAGCGGGUAGCGGCGAGACAAGCUGCGUACUUUCCUGUCACACCACACGGCCAGGCUGGUAUGAGGGUGUGGAGCUGCCUACCUUUACUUGUGUUUCACCUAGUCUACCUAACACAUCGAGCGUCGUGUUUCUGGUGGUAGAAGUCUGCCGCUCCCAGGAAGUUGUGAUGCGUGGUGGUCCACGAGUCGUAGACCAGAAUGAGGGAGGCGCAGCCGCACACUGGCAUCCCUACCCUGCAGUCCACCGUGCAGCUCAACAAAGCCAUCCUCUCCCAUGCAGAAGGUUUCCGGCGAGGAGAGGAUCAGCCAUUCCAUCCGAACCAUCCACACAGCAGUUUUCAAGCAACACCAAGCACCAAUUAAGCACCAGGACCAAGCAGCAAGCCUUCGCCAUAACCCUCCACACUGCCUUAUCUUAACCAAUUAAAGGCUCAGGUGUGUGGAUGGAAGCAAUGGAAGGAAGACGAAGGAGAAACAAUGGAGGAGGA